Messenger RNA from Colletotrichum navitas, 2079 nucleotides. RefSeq lists its product as uncharacterized. NCBI's taxonomy places the organism in Eukaryota, Fungi, Ascomycota, Sordariomycetes, Glomerellales, Glomerellaceae. The record is from RefSeq and is a predicted model, not a curated record. The coding region runs from base 7 to 2079 and encodes 690 amino acids. The transcript has 6 exons.
GCCUCGAUGAGGACCCUGGCCAUCGAUUGGGGGAGCACCGCUAUACGGCAGUCCAUCUACUUCAUGGACGAGCACCGAUCCGAAAUGAUAUCCAACCUCGAGGCUGGGUACAUCAACAUCUCAGGUAACGGGCCCGUUUACACCGGCGACGACGUGCCAGCGGCCUUACAGAUUCCGGCCAAGCUCGUUCUGGGCAAUGGCAGAGGCAUCGAAGAGAGCAACGCCUUGCUCACAGAGAUCAAUCGAAGACGAGGUAACGUCAACUUUGACAGAAGAUGCCAGGAAGGUCUGGAAAAGAUUGUCAAAGCGUUUUCUUCGCAAGUGCAAAAACGCUGCGAGAAGAGGAACGAUCCUCUCGAGAUCGUGGAAAUCGGCUUGACCAUCCCCGCUCACUGGACCCUCGAGGAGGAGGAAUCGUACUCUGAACUCAUCGGGAAGGUUUUCCCCAGGAAGUCUUGGAACAAUCGUCUGAAGUACAUCUACUUCAUGACGGAGAUCGAAGCAUUCGCCCAUUUCUUCUUCGACGAUGCAGAUGUUGUCGAUCGAUACAUGGGGGAUGAGCAAAACAACUACGUCAUGUUCCUCGACUUCGGAGGCCACAGCAUGAAUGGUUGCCUGUUCUACGUACGAAGGGCCGAGGAAAAGUUUGUGUUCAUGCGAGUCGAGGCACCAUUCGGUGUCGUGGGUGGUAGUGCGCAAUGGGAGGCCGCCGUCGGCGACUUCUGCACCAACAACGCCCUCUCAGGCUGGGGAUCCAGGAUUGUCGUCAAUCCGGAAGUCCGAAACGGGUUCCAGAAGAGGUUCCGGGAAGAGAUCAGAAUGCAUGAGUGCAACCGCUUCGAAGAGAUUGAGCUGCGCAUCAAGCCGCCCAGAGGAUACGCCGCGGGCGCCGGCGAUAUGUGGACAACGAUCAGCGCGCAACAGUCUGCCCAAUUUUUCAGAGAGGCCAUGGACAAACCGCUCAGGCGGGCAGAGACCGAAAUCAAGGAGCUGGCCGCUUUCAUGGGCCGUUAUGCGGACGUGGGGGUAAAGGUCGUCGUCUCGGGAGGCACUGCCAAGAAUGAGACUGUGCAGGGAAAGCUGAAAGGCUUCUGCCAAGACGUCGACCUCCCCCCGCCGAUUUUCGUCCAUCAGAACUUUGGUAGUAACGAGUCAUUCAAUAUUGCCAAAGGCGCAGCAUUGGCUACGGCACGUCGGAUGACGCUAAUGGAGUUUAUGGAGAACGGUGCCGCUUUUGGCAUUCAGAUGCUGCGAGGCUCGGGGAACCCGGAUCGACAAUGGGACGAGAACGCAUUUGUGGUCUUGGCUGACAAGGGUCGUUCGUGGAAGAGUGGGCGUCCAUAUGAGGUCAAGCUUUCUGGCGCUGAUAGACUCAAGAUCAUCUGCGAUCCCUUCUGGACCUCAGGUCCAAGAGGGAAAAAGCUAAGCUGCAGCAGAACAUACGACGUUCUCGACCUUCUUGUGCCUGAGAAGGGAACUUGGAAGCUCUCACUCUCCAUGGGACCAGACGAGAGAAGUCUUGUGUUACAGCAAUCGAUGGUCCCGGAGAGCGGUCUUGGUGUAAGGCCACCCCGGUCAACCGUCUUGAAGAUGGAAUUUCGUCGAUCUGAGGGUUGUUUCCUGGUUGAAGUCAACGAGGCAAUCGAGUCGUUGCAUGACGGUCUUGGCCUUAACGAAGACGGCACCUUUGUGGCUCUCACAAACGAGCUCGAGCAGGCCCUAAGAAGAACGAUCGAGCAAAGGCUGGCCACUAGUAUCAAAGACACCGUUGGACUCCGCCAGAAUAAACGUCGCUUUGGUGAUAUGACCGGAAACAGUGCUCGCAGGCGCUCCAUCGGGAAGACGAAACCGCAGUACACCCGUCUGCAGCCCAUCAAAGGUCCGCCUGCUCGUCGCCGUCCCGAAAGGCCUCAACGAGAUCUAGAGGAGGAAGAAGAAGAAGAAGAAAUAGAGUUUCUCAACCCAGCGUCUGACUCUGAGAGUUACCAUUCGGUGCCCACAACAAGAGAGUCGUCCAUCAGCUUAGGAGCAUUCACCCAGCUUUUAGGUGGCAAGGGACGGCUUCGACAGCAAUUCUAA